This is a messenger RNA of Phasianus colchicus (ring-necked pheasant), 2617 nucleotides long. The record is from RefSeq and is a predicted model, not a curated record. NCBI's taxonomy places the organism in Eukaryota, Metazoa, Chordata, Aves, Galliformes, Phasianidae.
UUUCAGUUUAGAGAUAUACAAAAGAAUAAGAGCCAAAACUGAGAAGUAUCAGAUCCUAUGUAAAAACUUUUCCAGACUUUGAAGGCAUGUAUAAUGCAUACCAGAAAUUUAGUCAGUGGGAUCAUUAUUUCAUUUACUUUAGUUUCCAGAAGAAAAAAAUGAGUCCUUUAUAUUAGGCACAAGUAUUACAAAAAGUAUACAAAAUCCUCUAUAAGAAAGACAUGAACAUUCUUCUCUCUAGAUCCACAAAUAUUGUGGAGCAACUUCUAAUCAAUGCUAAAAACUAAUUCUGAGAGGCUUCAGUUCAGAAUCUCAAAUUCACUGCUUCCAAGUGAAUUUCCAGGGAUUACUUUACAAACAGAUGAGAAGUCUCUAUAAUAUUACAGAACAGCAAAGACCGAAUAGCACUGAAAGUAGUGAGCAGUAAUUCCAAUUUCAUUAUCAAUAAGAAUGUAUCUUGUGCUCAGUAUUGAGGUAUUUCUUAAUGCUUUGUACAAAAUACGUUAAACGAAAAACCUCAAAUCCUUGAAUAAAAUGACCGAACUGUACAAGCACCCUUAGAGAGAAAAACCUCAUAACCUAUUGCUCAGUAGCUUGCCUCUGCAGCCUGUCUGAAAUUAACUGCUAUCAGGAAUAAAUAGAUGAGACAAAAGAUACGGUGCCAGGAAAGGUUGCAAACUGCACCCCUACUAUGAACAGUAAGCUACAAUAGCUACUAAGACUUCCAUAUGACUGUACACAUUCAAUGUUUGUGCUUAUUUCAAAACUAGGAAAUGAAAACUCAUUUAUCCAGGUACUGAGAUCACACUGAUACAGGUACUGAGAUCACACUGAUGAUUAACACCAGUUUUAUGGUUUUCAGACAGUUACACAGACACUCAUAAAAAACAAUUAUAAUAAUGGACUAAUCCUAACCCAAGCAAAAGCAUAUUCUGAGGUUGAACAGAAUUGUUCUCCCCCGGCCCCAUACAUAUAUAUUAUAUGGUCAGAAUCUACAAAACAGAUUUCCACAUCUAGUUUCCACAUAUAGCAAUGGAUGAAGAAGCAGUCACCCGCCCAGACUUCCUCAUUCUGAAUGCUACAACAUGUAGACCCACAACAGUGUACAGAAACUGAAUUUCUUCCAUGUGGCUUCAGCAGAAAAAUGCAGUGAGCAGAAAAAACAUUUUUGACAGAGAUUUCUGGGCAGCAGGGGGAGUAUGUGGCUCAGAACUGUGCACAAAAUGAAGAAAACUGUGAUUUUUAAACACUGCUCACAGCAUUUCCAAGAUUAUCAGCAAACAGACCUUUGAACCAGGAAGAAAAACAAUACAGCAAUAUUAAACAAGAGUCCAAGGUGAAACGACUGCUGACUCUCAACUUCAGUACUGCAAUAUGCACCACAAAAUGCAGUGGUUUGGCUAUCAGUAUGAAAAUCUGUAAAUAUUUUUAAACUGGAGAGAAGAAAAAGGUAUGCACAAGGAAAAAUGAACAGCAUUAAGACAUGCCAGUAACAGAAAACUUGGUUAAACAUCCCAAAACAAAGCAUCCUCAUGGAUUUUUUUCCAUACACAUUUUAAAGUUGAUCAUAUAAAAGACUGACCUAUGCACCUAAGCUGCUUUUAACUGUCUUUGCAAACGAUGACAGGUAAAACCACCUUCAGACAGGAAGCCAGCUUUCUUCCUGUUGUUUAAACAACAAUUAGUAAAGUGAGAGUAUGUCUUUCUUCUGUGCUUAAAUGAUGCCACAGGAUUUGUAGAAGGACAAACAUAUACCAGUAGACACAGUGGUUAACUUACACAUCUUUAGAACAUUUGGUGUGUCACUAGUAUACUGUAUGGCAUAUUCUAUGAGGGAGUGGGACAGCCCAAGAGGGAAAAAGUGUUUCAUGCAAAAAGCACACUGAGAGAGUGAGUGCCAAAAGUGAGUGUGGGCUUCUCUUACACCAGUGAAUGUAGGUAAAAUCCCUCUCGCAGUAAAAAAAAUUCCAAAGUGUCAUCGGGGAGGAAAAACAAAAGUAAUGAUUCUUGCCAUACAGGUAAAGCAUAUGAAAAAAUGUGUAAUAAAAACCUUCUUUACAUGACGCCCCCAUCUUUUUCCCCCCAGAGAGAAGAGUAUAAAUACUAAACAGUUUAAUGACAACUUAUCACCUCGCAUUGUACAUCACAAUUUGAAUACUAGCAUACAGAUAAUCGGGACACUGACAUGAUGUGCAAAGUACUGAUCUUCAGCUGUAUUUCAGUAGCAAUGCUUGUGACUACAGCUUAUGGAGCAUCGCUAUCAUCAGAAAAAAUGGAAAUUCUUCCAACAUUAAUAAAAGAUUUAGGAAUACUGGAAAAAAGCAAGAACGAGAUUCAUCUCGAGCUCUACACACCAAAUGAGAUCCAGGAGUGCAGUCGGCAAACUCUGCAGUGUUACCUGGAAGAAAUGGUUACUCUGAAGAAAGAAAUUGAAGAUGAGCCUGAAAUUGAAAAUGAAGUUAAAAAUGCUCUUCAAAAUAUCAAAAAGAACCUCCAGAGACUUACGGAUCUAAAUCCCAUAGAAGGUGAAUGCAAGAUCUGUGAAGCUAACGACAAGAAAAAUUUUCCUGAUUUUCUCCAACAACUGACUGACUUUCUGAGAUCUAUGCAAAAAUAA